Messenger RNA from Stylonychia lemnae, 663 nucleotides. NCBI's taxonomy places the organism in Eukaryota, Ciliophora, Spirotrichea, Sporadotrichida, Oxytrichidae. The record is from the annotation of a GenBank genome assembly.
AUGGAAGAUCAGGUUGAAUUAGAAGAGAAUAAUUCAGAGCCUCAAAGAAAUCUGACAAGAGAAGAGCAAUUAACAGACACAAUUGAUAGCAUUCACACUAUGCUUUCCUUUACAAAGAGAUUAAAGGUAGACUAUGGGCUUCUAUCUCUUUAAAUGGCAAGAGCUCCCCAUGAUUACUAUUCUUGGAAUCUAGAAAAAAGAUAAGACUUCCUUUAAGCUCCAUCGAUCCACAGUCUCUGUAAAACAAUAGUAAUGAAAAACAGUGAGUAUAAUGAUGAAUAUGCCUCUGAUCCAUACUAUCCAAAGUUUAUCAUGGUUAUUGUAUAAUACUCAAAGAAGCUGAUUUCCCAAAACAUUGCUGCGAUUAUGAAAAAUUAUUAGAGGGAUAACAAUAAGGAGAAAGUUGUGGGUAAAAAAUUCUUUAAAUUUAGACUUGCUGAUGAAGCAGAUGCUUUUGAACUUAGUGGUUAUAAAUAUAAUAGUAUUACUCCGUUCUUUAUGAAAAAUGAUUCUUUAAAAAUUAUCUUAUCAAAGGGAAUUUAUGAUCUCGAUCCCAAGUAUUUCUGGCUUGGAGGUGGAAGAGUCGAAUUAAAAUUGGGUGUAUCAGUUGAUGAGUUUAUGCAGUUCUUUGGGGACAGAGUAAUUGUCGGUGAAAUUUCAUGA